UGAUUUUCUGUGAAUAAAAGUACCUCUAGUUUGUUCCCAAAUUUGAACACUCUGGACUACGAAUUUAAAUGAACGCUCUAGUGUUCUGUGCAGAACAACACGAACAAAAAUACAAGUAGACAUGAGAAAUUCUUUGAAUAUGGUCAUACACAUAGACAAAGAAAUUCAUUUCUCUAUGGUCAUACAUAAAUAAUAUGCAAGUUUAAUCUAUGGAUACAAUCACAAAUCACAAUCUCCUAUUCUUCUGAUUAUUAGUAUUUUCGGUGUGAUAAUUAUUAAAUGAUUUCAUAAUUGUUACAUUUUAUUAACAGUUUAUCUUAUCAUAGUUUUCAACUUUUUAUUUUAAAAAUUGCGGCAGUCAGUGCCUAAUUAUGUAUCAGUUUUAACCAAGGAUUUUAAGAGGAAUUGAAAACUCCGGUGAUCUGAAAUGAAUCACUAUAUGUUAGCAAUAACAUUCAUUUUAUUUUAUUUGGUGAGAUCUUUCACAGCAUUAUCUGAAGAGGAUGAAGGAGUCAUAUAUGCAAAUAGAUGUGAAGUUUGUAAGAUAUUAUCGAUAGAAUUAGAAUCCAAGCUGGAGGAAACAGGAAAAAUCAAUGAUGUCAUUGAAACAGGAUAUGCCUUAGAUGAUGUGAAACCAAAGAAUAAAAAGGAAUACAAAAAAUCAGAGUUAAGACUCAUAGAGACCUUAGAUGGAAUAUGUGAGCGGAUAUUGAGUUAUAAUAUUCAUAAAGAACGAAAAGAUAGUACAAGAUUUGCAAAAGGAAUGAGUGAAACUUUUCGUACUCUUCAUGGAUUGGUAGAUAAAGGAGUGAAAGUAGAUCUUGGUAUGCCUUAUGAACUUUGGGAUAAACCUUCUGCAGAAGUUACUAAUAUGAAAACCCAGUGUGAGUCAUUAUUGGAACAACAUGAAGGAAAUAUAGAAGAUUGGUAUUUCAAUCAUCAAGGCAAAGUUACAUUAAAAAAAUACUUGUGUGAGGAUAAAGUACUAACUGAUGAAAAUGCAAAAUGUUUAUAUGAACAAUUGAAAGGUGACAAAGGAAUUGAAAAACAAAGAGAAAAGAGUGAAUUGUAAUCGAUGUCAUAUAAUUAUCUAAUAUAAUUUUUCCAAUUAGA
This is a messenger RNA of Harmonia axyridis, 1113 nucleotides long. It is a transcript of the gene CNPYb, whose product is annotated as protein canopy 4. Gene Ontology annotation, cellular component: endomembrane system. Gene Ontology annotation, molecular function: signaling receptor binding. Lineage: Eukaryota; Metazoa; Arthropoda; Insecta; Coleoptera; Coccinellidae. The transcript has 4 exons. The coding region runs from base 428 to 1072 and encodes 214 amino acids. The record is from RefSeq and is a predicted model, not a curated record.